Molecule: messenger RNA, 915 nt
Organism: Abrus precatorius (Indian licorice)
Lineage: Eukaryota; Viridiplantae; Streptophyta; Magnoliopsida; Fabales; Fabaceae
Product: chitinase 2-like
Exons: 1
Coding region: 49-915 (288 amino acids)
Biological process (GO): carbohydrate metabolic process
Source: RefSeq, a predicted model, not a curated record
CUAGCUCCUAAGAAAAAAAAGAAACAGCUACAUACAUUUCGAUCCUUAAUGGCCGCGAAUUCGAUAUUCAGAGAAUACAUUGGAGGGAAGCCAUACCCAGAUGAUUUAAAAGAUUUCCCUGAUAUAAUCAAUCGCAAAUUGGAUGAAUUCCACUUCAUUCUGGCCUCUGCCGUAGAGGAGUACGACAACAAUGGAAAAGGCACGGGAAUAUUCAGGCAGAAUUGGAACGAAAAUUACUUUGGUGCUGAGCAUAUCAAGGAACUGAAGAGAAAGUAUAGGUACGAAAAUGUGAAGGUGAAGGUGAUGAUAAGCAUUGGAGGUCGUGGAAAUGCAUUUGAUCCUGCUGAGAAAGAAGUAUGGCCCGACAGGGCCAGAGAUUCACUAGAAAAGAUCAUCCAACACUACCAAAGGCUUGAUGCUAUAAUUGAUGGCAUUGAUAUAAACUAUGAGGUGGUCAAGACCAAGGAGACUGACUUUGCCCACUGCAUAGGUUCAGUUAUUGAUGCGUUGAAGAAUAAGGAUAAAGUGAUAAACGAAGUGUCCAUUGCUCCAUCAAAAAAUACUCAGUCCCAUUACCUUAAAUUGUAUCGAGCUCACCAAAAAGAUGUUCGCUUGGUUGACUACCAGUUCUACGAUCAGUCUGUGCCCUCAGCAGCUGACUUUGUAGCUCUCUUUCGUCAACUAUCAGAUGAGUACCAAGAAAAUAUACUCUUGGCAGGAUUCAGCACUGAUCUAGAUCUCGACUCAGGUAAGCUUUCCCGAGAGGUCUUCAUUGAGGCUGCCACUGACCUCAUCAAUACCGGUUCACUCCGUGGCAUUUUUGUUUGGGACGCUAAUGACUCUGCAGCUGCUGAUGACCCUUUCUUCUUUGAGGUCAAGGCUCAAAAACUCCUCACGGGCUCCGGUUUCAAAUAG